Nematolebias whitei (Rio pearlfish) is the source of this 639-nucleotide messenger RNA. It is a transcript of the gene kgd4, whose product is annotated as mitochondrial ribosomal protein S36. Bases 1 to 342 code for a protein of 113 amino acids. Gene Ontology annotation, biological process: 2-oxoglutarate metabolic process. NCBI's taxonomy places the organism in Eukaryota, Metazoa, Chordata, Actinopteri, Cyprinodontiformes, Rivulidae. The record is from RefSeq and is a predicted model, not a curated record. The transcript is spliced from 4 exons.
AUGGGGAGCAAAGUCAGCUCCAAAAUGGCAGCUCCCGCCGCUAGAGUAAUUCAGGCUGUGCGGCCACAUGCUCCUCUGAUCAAGUUCCCCAAUAGACAGGAGGUGCCGAAGCCUAAUGCCCAAGAAGUGUUGAAAAUGUUAGCAGGUAGUUUUCCACAGCACAUCGCCCCCAGCGCUCCAUCAGCUCCAUCAGCACCGUUAGCGAGACCUCAAGUACCUCUGAUUCCUGUCCCGGGCACACCAGACACCCUGGCCUCCAUUCAGCAGUUUCCUGCAAGGUACCGCAGGAGACCGUUAACUGUGGAUGAAAUGGACUACAUCCAGCGUGGUGGACCCGAGUGACUCACUUCCUGCAACCAAAGUCCUCUGAUGGACAUCGCUCUCUUUAAUCUGCUCUUCAGCACAAUCCUGAUGCUGUGACGCACGGAGAAUAAAGUUUUACAUGAAGCCUGUUCAAAUGAACAUACGUUUAUUUUCAGACGGUUGCAGUGUACUUUAAGAUCACGUUAAACGGAACAUUUUAUUGUAAAACACUGAAAAGCCAUAAUAGCUUCUCCGUUUAACUCCACUGGCGAUUCACGUAUUCCUAACAGAUUUUUUUAAAUUAUUAAUUUGCUUUAAAGUGAAUAUUUUGUUUUA